CAGACGACCUUGGUGCCUUUAUUAAGGCCGCUUUUCCCGGCAGCAUCUCCUGCCCGGCUCACUGCAGUUUAUCAAUUUCAUUGCGACCCGCGACACCCGAUCUUCUGAACAAUGUUUCAGACCUUCACCGGAAGCUCGCGCAAGGUGCGAAACGUCAACCUUAGCGGCCAGAAACCGAAAAAUCCAUUCACCGGCUCGUCAUCAUGGACACCUGCUGUCGAAGCCGCCGGUGCCUCGAAAACGGUUGCGCAUGCCCAGGCUGAGAGGCUGCAGAGGCAACAGGAGCGCAGCCGGCUGAAGGCUGCGCAGUGCAUCCAAAGGGUAUGGAGGGGUCAUCGGGUAAGGCGUGUUCUGAGAAGCUCGCGGCGCCAGACCAUCGAUCAGCUGUACGCUGCGACAGGGCUGGUAGACCCUGGGCAGAGGGCGGCAGAGGCGGCACCCUUGGUCCUAGGAGUAUAUCAGAGCUCCAAUGCAGAGGACCAGCAGCGCCUAUGUUGGCUGGCCCGUGAUCUUCUCCAGAGCAGGUUCUCCGCGUUCGCCCAGGGGGCCAUUGAGCCGCCUCGCCUGAGCAAGCUGGCUCGGAUAGUGGUUUCGGGCCUAUGCCAACUCGAUCCCAACAUCGCCCCUCCGCAAGUGAAGAUCCUCUUAGCGGCCAUCGUUGAGAUCACAACAGCGAGACCUCAAGCAGUUCAGCCCGUGCUGGGCGAGUACUACAGCGUGCUUGGGCGAUACUGCCGCAUCCUUGGUCCAACGUCCGAGUUGGCUAGCUCCGUCCGGAGCGCAGUGUGUGCGCCACUAACUGCUGAGAAUGCUCCCGAUUCAUUCAUCCAGACAGCCUAUGGAGAAUUCGCCACCUCCUUCUUGACCCAGCCUGAUAUCUCUCUGUUUGAGUCCGACGUUGGCUCUUUUGGCGCCAACGUGGAUGUCGACCGUCUGUCGGUUUCUCUAGACGCCAGGAGAAUUGAGACAUCUGGGUCGCAGGCGGAUCUCAUGUGGCUUCUGGCGCACUUCAUCGUGCUACAGAAGACGAGAAGACAGCUGGCAUUGCAUUCUCAUUCUCUCCGAGUUCUUUACUCGCUCCUGUCUGUGUUGUCAAACCAGAUCCGGGAAGCUUUUCCCGCAUCCGACUUAAAGCCCUCUUCCGCGGCCUCUGAAAUUGAAGAAGGCGUGCAGCCAAUGCUGCCACCAUAUGUUUCCAGCCAUCUCGCCUCGUUGACAGACAAAGACGAGAUCACCGGGGUCCUUGAAAAGUUCACAUCGGAGCGCGGUGCAACUUCUUCCUCGGAGCUUGAGGAUGUGGGUCUCCUCGCUGGCUACAUUCUCAUCUUAAUUUACUGCUUCCCGGCUCAUGGCGACGAAAUCCGGAUGCGGCUGUACCUCGCAGAUAUUCCUACCGCUCAGGGCCCACUUCCCGCUAUCAAGUUCUUCUGGAACGCGCUCAGCAGGACGUCAAUAUUCUCUCGGAUUGCUUCUGAUGCCGAUGCCGCCCUGUCAAUUCUGCGGCAAAGGCCCUCAUCAGACGCUAAUUCCCCCUGGCACCGAGAAUGGAGGACGAUACUGCUUUUCCUCGAGCUUUAUGUGUUCAUCCUCCGACUAACUGAUGAUGAUGAUUUUUUCAGCGUUCUGAAGGUCCCGAUGAGUAUCGAGGACUCCGGAUCGCGAUUGCGGUCGAGCGGCCUGAAUCUGCAGGAGCUGAAGCGUUUCACGCUCUUCCUAAAGCAUCUGGGCUUCACGCUUUACUACAAUGCCGCCGAUCUGCUUACGGCGGCGCCAGAUCCUCCCACUACGCUGAACGCCGCGACCGAAUCAUCAGCUCGGUUUAAAAGCGCCGCAGGCAACAGUCGAGUCGGGGGUGCGCCGUCGCUUGCGCUGACCGCUGGCGUCGGGUUGGACGCCCUCAGAAGCAUGGUUACGACCGCAACGAGGAUGCUCUACGAACGAGACUCUCGACGCCCGUUCCUGCCGCAGAACCACUGGCUAAUGACCGCAAAGCUCAACAUGGACGAGUUUCUGACCGCAGUAGUCCUGGAAGAGCAGCGGCAGCGAGAACAAGGCGAACCCGAAGACGACGAUGAGGACGACGGACAGGAUGCAGAAGAAUUGCCGACCGGUCUGCCAUCGGCCGGUUCGAGGCUGUCUCGCCAAGCGCAGUUGGCACGGAACAGCGUGUUACAGAAACGAGCUGCGCGAGAUAAUCUCAGGGCGCUUUCCGGGCCCAGGCUAGAGAUCCUGCGGAACAUGCCAUUUGUCAUCCCUUUCGAUGUGCGCGUCCAGAUAUUUCGACAGUUUGUACAUCUCGACAAGCACUGGAGACGAGGAGGCAAUAUCGACCCGGACAGGUGGAGGUUGUGGGUGCUCAAUCAGCACGGCGGGCCGUUUGAGCCCUCUCCGUCAGCCGCAAACAUUCUCGGCAAACACCAGGCACAGAUUCAGAGAGGCCGGGUCUUCCGGGAUGCGCUCGAGUCCUUCUGGGACCUGAAGGAAGGGCUGAAGGAGCCGAUACAGAUCACCUUUGUGGAUGAGUUUGGCAUGACGGAAGCUGGAAUCGACGGGGGUGGCGUGACCAAGGAAUUCCUCACGAGCGUGACGACAGAAGCGUUCGCGCCGGAGCGGAGACUCUUUGUGGCCAACAGCAAGAAUGCGUACUACCCAAAUCCCAGCGACAUGGACCAGCUUAAGCACUAUCUCCGGGAAGCUCACGUCGCCGAGGGGUCGGAAGAGUGGACCGAAGCCAUUGUCUAUCGCCUCCGCGAAUAUGAGUUCCUCGGCAGGAUCAUCGGCAAGUGCAUGUACGAGGGCAUCCUGAUCGAUAUCGUCUUUGCAGGAUUCUUCCUCCUUAAGUGGGCGUCCCCGGCCGGCGCGCCCGACACGUACCGCGCCAACAUCAACGACCUCCGCGAGCUCGACGAAGAACUCUACCAGGGCAUGCUGCGGCUGAAGAACUACCCGGGCGACGUCCGCGAUCUCUCGCUCGACUUCACCAUCACGGACCAGAUCUCGCGCCCCAGCGAGCCGGUCCGCACGGUCACUCGCAACCUCGUCCCCGACGGCGAGAAUGUGGCGGUGACCAACGAAAACCGGCUGCACUACAUCAUUCGCGUGGCGCACCACCGGCUGGUCGUCCAGCCGUACGCGCAGACGCGGGCGUUCCUCCGCGGGCUGGGCACGAUCAUCGACCCGGCGUGGCUGAGCAUGUUCAAUCAGAGCGAGCUGCAGCGGCUGGUCGGCGGCGACAGCUCCGAGAUCGACGUCGAGGACAUGCGCCGCCACACCGUCUACAGCGGCGCCUACUCGAUCGGCGACGACGGCCAAGAGCACCCCACCGUCCGCCUCUUCUGGGAGGUCAUGCACGGCCUCGAGGACCGCGAGCGCCGCGACGUCCUCAAGUACGUCACCAGCACCCCGCGCGCCCCGCUGCUCGGCUUCGCCCAGCUCAGCCCCCCCUUCAGCAUCCGCGACGGCGGCCUCGACCAGGACAGGCUGCCCAGCGCCAGCACCUGCGUCAACCUGCUGAAGCUGCCGCAGUACACCAGCGCGGCCGUGCUGAAGCGGAAACUGCUCUACGCUGUCACCAGCGGCGCCGGGUUUGAUCUCAGUUGAGGGGUGAGAUGGUGGGGAAUCUGGGGCGUUUGCAGGGAGUAGGGAGUUGGGAGUAGGAGAAGACGCAAGGUAUUUACUCUAUCUGGCAUGUAAAUGGAUGUGCAGUCAUACAUAGCAAAUGUUAGCACUGCA
Molecule: messenger RNA, 3732 nt
Organism: Thermothielavioides terrestris NRRL 8126
Lineage: Eukaryota; Fungi; Ascomycota; Sordariomycetes; Sordariales; Chaetomiaceae
Exons: 4
Coding region: 112-3600 (1162 amino acids)
Biological process (GO): ubiquitin-dependent protein catabolic process; protein polyubiquitination
Molecular function (GO): protein binding; ubiquitin protein ligase activity
Source: RefSeq, a predicted model, not a curated record